Messenger RNA from Cercopithifilaria johnstoni, 825 nucleotides. The record is from the annotation of a GenBank genome assembly. Lineage: Eukaryota; Metazoa; Nematoda; Chromadorea; Rhabditida; Onchocercidae.
AUGAACAUUACAAAUUCAUUAACUGAUAAGUUCGAUGAAUGCGAAAAUAGAUCGGAAAAAGAAAUACGACUAGAACCGGAUAGCUCUAUUAAUGGUGCGUUAGCUUUCCGAUUAGGCGGAAGCAAAACACGUGGUUUCUUUAUACAACAUGUAAAUCAAAAAUCAAAACAGUCAAAAUUUCUCUACAAAGGUGAUCAAAUACUAAAAGUGAAUGGCGUUGACGUGCGACGUUUGACGUGUGAUCAAAUUGUUAAUAUACUUCGUGUAGCUGUAUGUAGUAAUGGUUAUGCAUUAAUACAGGUAAGUCGGAAAUUACGUUACAAGGAUGAUGUAUUAGGUGAUGAUGUUAUUAAUAAUAAAGAUGAAAAUGGUAAUUUGUGUUAUUGUUAUCCGAUACAUGAUGAUCUAGCAAUUAAUGAUAGUAAUGCAAUUGAACCAGUAUCGCUUUCCGAUACAAUAAUCGGAUUCAAUCAAUCGAUGAUUUAUGCUCGAGCGAUAACAUCCUCCGUCCAUUAUUGCGAUGAUUUAAGCGAAACUGAAUGUACACAAUUGGUUUGCAACAAUGAUGAAAAUGAGAAGCACUAUUCGUUAUGUAAGCAACAAAGGAAAUUUUCGAUGUUUGGUUAUGUUAGGCAAUUUGCUGAUGAUGAAAAUGAUUAUGAAUAUGACGAGAAAUGUGUUGAAUGUCCGAAAUGUUCCACUAAGUGGCGCUGGCAUAUUGUUAAACAUCGUUUGGCAACAAAUGCGAUGAAACUUUUUCCAAAAUCUGCAUCUGAUUUCUUCGGUUUACACAUUUAUCAAAAAGCUUACUAUAAUUUAAUCUAA